Achroia grisella is the source of this 3476-nucleotide messenger RNA. RefSeq names its product fas-binding factor 1 homolog (gene twy). Bases 63 to 3002 code for a protein of 979 amino acids. The record is from RefSeq and is a predicted model, not a curated record. Gene Ontology annotation, cellular component: ciliary basal body; ciliary transition fiber; centriole. Gene Ontology annotation, biological process: establishment of epithelial cell polarity; cilium assembly. The transcript has 11 exons. NCBI's taxonomy places the organism in Eukaryota, Metazoa, Arthropoda, Insecta, Lepidoptera, Pyralidae.
AUCAAGUCUUGAAUUAUACUUACUUUUCUUAAGUAAACUAGGUACCCGUUUAUUUAUUGGAAAUGAGUUUUAAUGUUGACGAUCCUUUAGCUGGUAUACUUAGUGAUGGAAGCGACGAUAGUUUUUUUGAUGACGAUAUAUUAGGGAAGAAAAAACCCUCCAAAAAAACGGCCACACCAACUAUUGAAAGGAAACAGUCUUUGUUUAACAUAGAUUCAGAAUCAUUAAAGCCCACUAAUAAAGCUGAUAUAGAAGACAAGAAUAUCAAAGCUAUAAAUGUUACAAAAAAUGAUAAUAAAGCAAUGGAUUUUGGUGAUCGAAAUAAAAGCGAUUUUUCUAGAGAUUCUUUGAAAGGCGAAGCAAAACCUAAACAGUUAGUUGACAAAUUAGAAUUCGCUAAAUCUCCUAGUAAACUAAAGUUAAGUGCGAAUCAUGACACUCUUGACAUGUUAGGUGAGUUAGCAGUCGGAAAAAAAGACAUUGUUAAACCACUAGAAAAAGGAAAAAGUUCGCAGUCACUAUUGGAUGAUAUUCUAGGUGGGUCCUCUAAGACUGUUUCGAGUCAAGCAGCAAAACCGACCACUGCAGCAAAAAGCCAAGACUUUGAUUUUGAUUCGAUUUUAGGAAAAAGUGAUUCAAAGCAAUCUGUGGCAAAGAAAAAUAAUAAACCAAAAAGUACAGACAAGAUUAAAGAAAACGCUGCACCUAAGAAAAAGUCUGGUGAUGAUUGGCUUGGUAUAUUUCAAGAUAAAAACGAGAACAAUGAUGACAAUGAAGAUGAUGAUGCAGGUAUGCCGUCGUGGUUAGUUGGGUCGGAUGCUAAGAAAAAGAAACCUGUAAAUGUAAAUAAAGCAACUCCAGAACAACCUCUUGAAGAACCCCUUAAGCAGUUGGAUGAGGUUAAACAAGAAACAAAUGUAAAUGUCAACGUGGAAAAUCCUAAAGUUGCUAGAGCUCCAACUCCAAACCUAUUACCUACAGGGACUGAAGAUAUAACCACUGAAGGUGCAACUCUAUAUCUGCAACAACAGGAAUCACAGCUAAUGAUUGCUUUACAGUUGAAAGCACAAGAAGAAAAACUAGCCGCAAUGCAGAUGCGUCAGAAGGAGAGUCAAAGGGUCCAGCGUGAGGCUGAAUUAGCGCAUCAUGCUCAAUUAGAUUCCAUGUUGCAACGACAAUCUGCUCACAGACAGCAGAUGCAAGCGAUAAUAUCUGCACAUCAAGAACGUAUUACACAAAGAAUAAAGGCGCUAUUAGGUACAACUAGUAUAGAAAAUAACCCAAAUAAUUCCGAAGAUGUGCUUGUUACUACCACUGAGGCAGAACAGAAAGAAACUCCUUACAUGAAGGAGAAAAGGCAGUUGCUUCAGUUAGUUCAAUCGUUACAAGAAAAUCACGAUAAGGAAAUAGACUUAAUGGAAACCUCAUACAGGCGUCAACUAGCUUUCUUAGAAAUUUCUCUUAGUCAAGCAGAAGAAAGAAUGAAGGAAGAAAGUGACAAGUUAGUUAAAUAUUACUCUGAAAAGAUAAAUUGGCUAGAACAACAUCAUCACUUGUUCAAAAAGUUAACUGAAGACAAUGUGAACGCGCUAACGGAGCGCCAUAAAGCAGAAAAUGAAUUGUUAAGAGAACAGCAUCUGGAGAAUAUUAGAAUUUUACAAGAACAUCAUGUAACGCUGAUGGAGAAUAUUAAAAAGGCAGUAAAACACGAACAUGAACUCAUUCAAGAAUCAGCAGGUUUUUCAUCUGAUCUGCAUGAAUUAGUGACAGAUGUUAAAGAAAAUAAAUCCCAGUGCCAAAUACUAUUAGAAAAAGUUCAAGCGAUUGCAGAUAACGCUCAGCGAGAUACCGAAAAAAGUUUAGUGGCAAGAGAAACACAAAUAAAUGAUAUGGUCCACCAACUGAAAAAAGAGCGUGAAAAUUUUGAAAGCGAAAAAAUAGAAAGUAAAGAAGUAGUUAAACUGCUAGAAAACAGAUUAAAACAAAUGACUACGUUAAUUGAGGAAGAUACAGCGGCUUUAAAGCAAAGAAAAAUGGAAUUCGAGUUUGAAAAAGCUACCUUCAAUAAACAAACAGAAUUCGCUAAAACUAUUCUUAAAAAACAAGACGAGGACAUAAAGAUGUUGAGAGAAGAAAUACAGAAAGAGUAUGAUGAAAAAGUAACUAAGAUAGAUGAUGAAAAAAAGAAAGCAGUGAAGGAUAGCGCAGUUGCUGCUAAAGAAAAGGCGACCAUACUUAGCAUCAAACAAGAAUUAGAAACGAUGAAAUCAGAACUCCAAGCUCAAUUAGAAGAGGUUACCGAAGAUAGAUCGAAAUUAAAUGUUGAAAAACAACACAUGCAUAUGGAAGAACAGCGAAUUCUAGCUAAGAGUCGUGAUUUAGAUUUACUUGCAAAAACAGCAAUAGAUAAACAAUCACAAGCAGACAAAAAAUAUUCGGAGGCAGAAUAUUUACAAAGAAAAUACGAGGAAAGAAUUCGACGGAUACAAGAGCAUGUUGUCUCAUUAAACACAAGAGAGAAGCAAAUUGCUAAAGAGAAGGUAGCAUUGUCUAGAGAAAGAUUAAAUUUGCACAAUGAAAGAAAACAAUUGGAAAGUAGACAACAAUGUUCUUUAUGUAAAAGCACUCAGAAUGUAACUACAUAUACAUAUGAACCUAAUUAUAAUAUGCCAGAUACUUUUCUUAACGUCUCUGUGUCUAGAGACUACGGUGGUGCUGAAGUGAAUUCUGCAAUGAAUGCAAUCGAACACGAAAUGGCGUAUCUUAUGAGUAGAAAUUUUAAUCUAAGACAUAGUACAAGUCUUACUAACGAAGAAAGGAGUUUUAUUGAAAAAAAGACUGCUGCCGAAAGUAAUUUACAAUCUGUCCAGAACGAAACAGGGCCAUUAAAGGAUUUUAUGGACCCGAAAUUUAUGAUGCUACGUUUAGAUGUUCAACAGGUUUUAAGUAAUUUGGAACAAAACAAAAAUGACGAUGACCAUUCAGGUGAUGAAGAGAAGUAGUGUGUCUUAUUAUAAUUACUACUAUUAUAGUUAUACUUGAAAAUGAUUGAUUUUGGUAAUUUGAUUUUGUCGACUAGCUUAAAAAAGAUAUGUUCUCGUAUACCUACACUACGAAUUUAUUAUAUAUAGCAUUUUAUACUGUUUAUAUACAUAAUAUUACAGAAGUAACAAGGAUUUCGAUACGAAGAUUUUCACGUUUCAUUCGUAACCGAUCCGAAUAUUUUAGUGGUGAUGUAAUCGCAAUGUUUUGGAUAAGCUGAAUAACAGCGGCCAGAUGUAAUGAGUAGACAUUCUCGUCCACCUUUACACAUCUUCGUGUGUUACUAUAACCAAAACUAGCUCGAUACUUAUCUAGACAAUACGUAAAUAGUCACUCAUUGUAUCGGCUAUUUACGCAGACACUUUCCGAUUGAUAUUUUUUCAAGUUAAAUUGUAUUAAGAUCAAGUUAUUUCUUUAAUAUUACGAGAAAAGUA